UGGAGCUGGAUGUACUAUGGCAAAAGUGAAGACUGCAAUGCAGUUAACAAUGACCUGCCACCUUAAGCUCUGCAGGUGAUAAAUUAACACUGUGAUAACAAGAGAUUAAUGUCCAAGACAAAAUCUUGCACAUUUGUACCAGUCAAAGUUCACUUUAUGCAAUCAACUGUACAUGGAGACGUGAUCCACACCCUGGGAAUACUUCACCAUCACAUUUCAACUCAUUUCAUGGUGCUCGAACACCAUCGUCCCUAAGCUGAUGUGCUGUUUUUAGCACUAUUGUUUACAAAAUGUCAGAAAAUUUGAAAAACAUCCUGGAGGAAUGGAAAGGUCUGGAAGAAGAGUAUCAGCAACUUCAGGAGACACACAGAAUGUAUUUAAAGAAACUGGAUGAACUUUCCAAACUGCAAAGCAACUGCUCUUCCUCUAUCUCCCGUCAGAGGAAAAGACUGAAUGAGAUAUCCCAACUGGUGAAAAAAUCCAGCAAAGGGUCAUCAGAAGAAGAUGCCAAGAUUCUGGAUGAAAUAAAAGAGAAAAUCAAGAUUCGACCAAAUGCUUUCUUUCAGAUGGAGGCUUUCCUUCCCAAGAAAAAUGGCCUUUACCUCAGUCUGGUUCUUGGAAAUGUGAAUGUCACGCUUUUCAACAAGCAGUCAAAAUUUGCUUACAAAGAUGAAUAUGAGAAGUUCAAGCUGUGCCUCACAGUCAUUCUGCUGCUGUUCUCCUUCAUUUGCUAUUUCUUUGUGAGCUACAGAUUUUCUGACGUAAUCCUCAAUUUUCUGCUGGUGUGGUACUAUUGUACCUUAACUAUCAGGGAGAGUAUCCUCAUCACCAAUGGCUCCAGGUCAGCACCUCCAAUCACGAUCAUCUUUUUCAUAAAUUGCUACGACCUAUUUAUUAAAGAACUUGUGCAUUACAGAAUCAAAGGUUGGUGGGUUUUUCAUCACUACAUAUCAGCGGUUUUGUCCGGUGUAAUGCUGACUUGGCCAGAGGGAAACCUGUACCACAUAUUCAGGAACCAGUUCCUCGCCUACUCUCUGUAUCAAAGUUUCGUUCAGUGUCUGCAGUGCUAUUAUCAGAGCGGAUGUCUGUACAGACUGCGAGCCCUGGGAGAAAGACACAACAUGGAUCUGACUGUUGAGGGAUUUCAGUCCUGGAUGUGGAAAGGGCUGACAUUUCUUUUACCCUUCCUGUUUUUUGGUCAUUUCUGGCAGCUCUUCAACGGGCUGUCUCUAUUCAGAAUGGCUCAGCUCCCAGAGUGUAAAGAAUGGCAGGUUUCAGUGUGUGGGCUCUGCUUCCUUAUUCUCUUUGCGGGAAACUUCUUCACCACUGUUGCAGUCGUGCGUCAGAAGCUAAAGACCAGGAAUCAGAAGCCAAAGAGCCUGUGAUGCAGAAAAUUAUUACAAGGUGGUUAGCAAGAAGGUCCUGAGUUCAAUUCCACCAUCAGGCCGGGGUCUUUCUGUGUGGAGUUUGCAUGUUCUCCCCGUGUUUGCUUGGGUUCCCUCCGGGUACUCCGGCUUCCUCCCACCGUUAAAUGACAUGCAGAUUGUUGGGAUAGGUUAAUUGAUUAAUCCAAAUUACACCAUAGGUGUGAAUGUGAGCGCGAAUGGUUGUCUGUCUCUGUGUGUUAGCCCUGCGACAGACUGGUGACCUGUCCAGGGUGUACCCCGCCUCUCGCCCUAUGACAGCUAGGCUCCAGCGCCCCCCGCGACCUUGAAAAGGAUAAGCGGAAGCGAAUGGAUGGAUGGAUAGACUUAUGACAAGUGUAUUGCCUACAAUAUCCAUUGUAUGCAUUGUAUUGUGUAAAAUGACUAAUCACUCGCAGUUAAAUGUUCAGUUAUGAUCCACAUCACUUACAUGUUCAGAGACAAGCAUCACUCUCCAACAAAGUCAUUAUUUUACAGAUUUUCUGCAAUUUUGUUUGUAGCCCUUAAUGUUAUUUUCACA
Pelmatolapia mariae (spotted tilapia) is the source of this 1944-nucleotide messenger RNA. RefSeq names its product ion channel TACAN-like. Gene Ontology annotation, biological process: fat cell differentiation. Gene Ontology annotation, cellular component: membrane. NCBI's taxonomy places the organism in Eukaryota, Metazoa, Chordata, Actinopteri, Cichliformes, Cichlidae. The record is from RefSeq and is a predicted model, not a curated record. Bases 291 to 1385 code for a protein of 364 amino acids. The transcript is spliced from 11 exons.